Messenger RNA from Mytilus trossulus (common blue mussel), 5203 nucleotides. Its product is annotated as dual oxidase-like. The transcript has 34 exons. The record is from RefSeq and is a predicted model, not a curated record. Gene Ontology annotation, molecular function: superoxide-generating NAD(P)H oxidase activity; calcium ion binding; heme binding. Gene Ontology annotation, cellular component: NADPH oxidase complex; plasma membrane. Gene Ontology annotation, biological process: superoxide anion generation; response to oxidative stress; defense response. NCBI's taxonomy places the organism in Eukaryota, Metazoa, Mollusca, Bivalvia, Mytilida, Mytilidae. The coding region runs from base 279 to 5003 and encodes 1574 amino acids.
UUACAGGUAAAAGUAUUUCCGUAGUAUACGAUCCCUGUCAAUACGUAUGUCACUUUAAUCAAGAUGGAGUCGAACCCGGAUUCAUGGAGAUAGAAACAUUCCCGAUUCUGGAACCUAAUUAUGCGCUGCAGAACAAAGACAUUGCAGAGUUUAAAAAUCAUUUAAAAAUAACAUCUCUAACUGACGUCGGUUAAAAUAAGGAAACACAGAAGAAGGCUGACAGGCGAUAUAAAGUGGUAAAGGUGACUACUUCUAAAUUGAAUCAGGUGGGACAUAAGAUGAAGUAUUGUUUACCUAGACUGUUGGCACUAUUGUCCUUUUACUGGGUAAAUUGUGAAGAUUCCUCAAUUCAAAGAUUUGAUGGUUGGUAUAACAAUCUAGCAUUUCCAAGGUGGGGAACGGCAGGAGAAAAAUUGGUUCAUAACAUAUCUUCUGUUUAUGAAGAUUAUACAUAUCAGCCGACUUGUUCCGGACGACCUAGUGCCAGACUAGUGAGCAAUGCUCUGUUUAGACAGAACACAAGUACAGAUUCAGGAGGAUCAUAUAACAACAGGACAGCUUUCUUUGCUUUCUUUGGACAACUUGUAUCGUUCGAAGUUUCCGAUACAGAUGACACAACUUGUCCUAUUGAAUUGCUGGAAAUCCCAGUCCCUAAAUGUGAUCCAGAUUUCGAUGCACAAUGUACUGGUACGAGAAAGAUGCCAUAUGAGAGAAUAAAGUAUGACAAACACACAGGACAAUCUCCUAACACGCCACGACAGCAGGUUAAUAGUGCGACUAGUUUUAUUGAUGGAAGUUUUGUCUAUGGGCCAAGUAUUGUGCGGACCAAUUUUCUGCGACAAGAUAGGACAGGACACUUGGCAUCUGGAGAUAGUUGGGGAAAAUAUCCAGAGCCAAAUGUUGAUAGAUUACCAUACAUGAUGUAUCCCAGUAUUGAUGGGAAAAUGAGCAAUGUAGAUAAACUGUGGAAAAUGGGAGACAAUCAUGUCCAUGAGAAUCCAGCUAUAUUGUCUUUAGGAAUCCUGUUCUUCAGAUAUCACAACUAUCUUGCCACCAAGCUGCACCGAGAGCAUACAAACUGGCAUUACAGAAAGGUUUUCUACAAUACAAGGAGGAACGUCAUUGCUUCACUACAGAAAAUAAUAAUGUAUGAUUGGCUUCCUGAUCUUCUUGGAGUGGGUAUCAAGCCAUAUACAGGAUACAGGUCCUCUUUAGAGCCAGGAAUAUCAUCAGUAUUUGAUGCAGCAGCUAUAAAGUAUAUUAUGACUUUAGUUCCAUCAGCUAUCACCAGGAGAAACAAUAAUUGUAAAUCUAUUAGUUGGGACGAUCAUAAAGCAGUUAGGCUGUGUAAUUCUUAUUUCAAUUCACAGAACAUAUUACUGAGUAGAGAAGAUGGAGUGGAAGAAAUGAUAAUGGGAAUGGUAUCAGAGUCAGCAGAGAAAGAAGAUUUGAAUAUAGUUGAAGAUAUACAGAGCAAGUUUUAUGGUCCACUUCACUUCUCACGCCAUGACUUUGUAGCCCAAACAAUAAUGAGAGGACGCGAUUAUGGUCUUCCAGACUACAAUUCUGUAAGAAAGGCUGUAGGCUUGAAACCUGUGUCAACCUGGGCUGAAAUCAAUGUAGAAUUGAAUAAAACUAAUCCUGAGAUAUUUGUUACUGUAGAGAAUAUCUAUAAAGAGUUGAAACAUCUGGAUGUAUUUGUUGGAGGGAUGCUGGAAACAACACCAUCAGGACCAGGGGAACUUUUCAGAAUUAUCAUCUUAGAUCAGUUUUAUAGAAUAAGAGAUGGAGACAGAUUUUGGUUCGAAAACAAAGACAAUGGAUUGUUUACAGAGGAACAAGUUGAACAAAUAAAGAACAUAACUUUGUAUGAUAUCAUUGUUAAUUCUACAAAGUUAGAUACAGACCAUAUACAGAGAGAUGUUUUUACUGUUUCUCAAGAAAUGCCAUGUAAACCAUUGAGAAUCAGUACCAGUGAACUUGAACCUUGUGGAAGUCACCAUGGUUACGAUUAUUUUGCUGGUAGUGAAGUAACAUACAUUAUUAUAUGGACAUGUUUUGGACUUAUACCUUUGGUCUGUAUUCUGUGUGCGUACAUAGCAGCUAAAUGUCGUCAGUGGAAACAUAGUCGCCAUGUUAAACGUCAGCAACAUUACAUUGGCAAUCAACAAAGAAAUAAUGAUUUGUCUACUAAUAAAGAGAGUGAAUUUCAGUAUCAAGCAGAGGAAUGGUUAGGUGCAAAAGAAGAUUCCCGUCUAGUGUCUGUUCAACUGAAAUUGAAAUGUCAGCUUAGUGUCCUUAGUGCAAGGGGAACACGUCUGAGGACCAUAAAUAUGGAUUUUAUUGAAGAAGUUCAAAUCUGGAUCAGUAACAACAAAGGACAGAAGACCAUUGUUGUGAAAAUGCCAAAGGAAUAUGACAUGAUCCUAGUUUUUCCAAAUUACAACAUGCGAUCAUCUUUCUUGACAAGUCUGACUUCCACUCUGAAGAGGUAUGGUAAAAAGUAUACCAUUAUGGAGAUGAGGCUCAAAACUAUAUAUGACCAAGCUGUUACCCAAAAAAAAAGAAACAUGCAGUUAGAAAAGUUCUUUAAAUCUGUAUUCUCAGAGGCAUUUGAUAUGGAUUAUGAUCCAAACUUAGAGAAUCACGGAGUAGAGACAGCACAAGUUAAAGAAAUGUUAUCAAUUGAACUCACUAAGGAAGAAUUUGCUCAUGCUCUGGCAUGUAAACCAGAUUCAGAGUUUGUAGAAAACAUGUUUAGUUUGUUAGAUUCUGAUAGAAAUGGGUACAUCUCAUUCAGAGAUUUCCUCAAUGCUGUUGUAUUGUUUUCUAAAGGAACUUGCCAGGAGAAACUACAUUUACUCUUUAGAAUGUUUGAUAUGGAUGGAAAAGGAUGCCUUCAAAAGGAAGAAUUAUCUAGAAUGUUUGGUUCUUUGUUGGAAAUGGCAAAUAAUAACAUCAGUAAACCAGAUUUAGAGAGUUUGGUGGAGUCUAUGUGCUCAGAGAAUGGACUAAAUGACCAAUCAUCUUACAACUUUGAGGAUUUCUGCCAGUUGUUAUCUCCACAGAUGGACAAAAUCUGGAAUGCUGGAUUAGAGUGGAAAGGUAGAAAGAAUUGUUACCCAUCAAACGACAAGAAAAGAAUAGGAAAAUCCCCUAAAGCAUCACCAAAACCUAAGAAAGUUUCACCUAAAGCAUCUCUGAAUGAAUUAUCCAAACUUUCUCCCAAUUCAUCUCCGAAAAAUUCACCUUACCCAGACAAGAGUAUUGAUAUUGGAAGACGAAAAUCAAGCACACCCAACAUUGAAAAUCGUAGAAAAUCCAGUAUUCAGCCUUCAACAUGCAGUGAUGAUAGCAGAUCAAACAGUCUUAAGUCCAGUAACUUAAGUGAUGCCAAGUUUGUAGCUGUCAGGGAAAAAUAUUCACCGCUAAAGUCAAAACUGAAAACAGUAGCACACUUUAUUGAAAACAACAGACAACAUAUCUUUUUUCUUGUUCUGUUUUUUGGAAUAUGUCUUGGAUUGUUUACAGAAAGGUUCUACUAUUACACAGUUGAAAGAGAACACAGUGGAUUACGGGCCUUAAUGAGUUACGGUAUAAGUACCACUAGAGGAGCUGCUGCAGCAAUGAGUUUUACCUUCUCAUUGCUAUUACUUACAAUGUGUAGGAACAUGAUCACAUGGUUACGUGGAACAUUCCUGAAUCUCUACAUUCCCUUCGAUUCUCAUGUGGCAUUCCAUAAAGUUGUGGCAUGGUCAGCUUUAUUUUUUACUGGAUUACAUGUGAUUGGAUAUAGUAUUAACUUCUACCAGCUAGCCACACAACCAACUAAACAUUUGUGUGUAUUUGACUCUGUUGUUCUCAGAACUGAAGCUUUGCCAGGUUUUGAGUUUUGGUUCUUUGGAAAUAUGACUGGUUGUACUGGUGUUUUGCUAGUGGUUGUAAUCUGUAUCAUCUAUGUGUUUGCUACCCAGACAGCCAGACAAUUUAUAUUUAAUGGUUUUUGGCUGACACACAAACUCAUCGUCAUCAUGUAUGUUUUGACUAUACUGCAUGGUGCAUCAGUGAUUGUACAGAAGCCCAUGUUCUUUGUCUACUUCAUUGUACCGGCCAUUCUUUUUGCCAUGGAUAAAAUGAUUAGCUUGAGUAGGAAGAAAACAGAAAUAGCAGUACUAGGAGCAGAAAAGUUACCAUCAGACAUCACUUUCCUUCAAUUCAAAAGACCAUCUAAAUUUGAAUACAAAUCUGGUCAGUGGGUUAGGAUUGCCUGUCUGUCGCAUGGCAGAAAUGAAUUCCAUCCAUUUACCAUCACGUCUGCCCCUCACGAGGAUACUCUGUCUCUACACAUAAGAGCUCUUGGUCCAUGGACCUGGAAUAUUAGGAACCUGUUUGAUCCUGAAAGUCUCAAAGAUGGACCAUAUCCAAAGCUAUUUUUGGAUGGUCCCUAUGGAGCUGGACAACAAGACUGGUACCAGUAUGAAGUGUCUGUAUUAGUAGGAGCAGGUAUUGGAGUUACCCCAUAUGCAUCCAUUUUGAAGGAUUUUGUUCACAUGGCACAAAUGCGAAGUACAUACAAAAUGAAGUGUCAGAAGUUAUACUUUAUAUGGGUAACGGGCAGCCAGAGACAUUUUGAAUGGUUAUUGGACAUCAUCAGAGAAGUAGAAGAGGUGGACCAGAAGGGCAUUGUCUCUAUUGAUAUAUUUAUCACUCAGUUCUUCCAGAACUUUGAUCUCAGAACUUGUAUGCUGUAUAUUUGUGAGGAGCACUUCCAGAAGUUGUCAGGUGGUCGUAGUCUGUUUACUGGAUUGAAAGCUACCACUCAUUUUGGCAGACCACAACUCAGUACUAUGUUUCAAGCAGUACAUAAAACACAUCCUAUGGUACGUAAAGUUGGUGUUUUCAGUUGUGGGCCACCAGGUUUGACAAAAAGUGUGGAAGUUGCAACAAAAGAUGCCAGCAAUACAACAAAGGCUUUGUUUGAACACCACUUUGAGAACUUUUAAUUUGGAAUAUAUGUGGGGAUUUACAAUUUAGUUAAGAAAUGAUUUGGUUGUAUAUCAAUUUUUUAUUUUAUUCUCAUGUACAUUUGACGAAAAAAAAAUGGUUUAUUCUGUUAUGAGGGGAAGAUUGUCAAUAGACGCUGUUUAUUCUAUUGAUACCUCAUCUAAACAAUUGGCGAAUAGAUUAAAAUUAUUAAAUACAU